Molecule: messenger RNA, 1106 nt
Organism: Perognathus longimembris pacificus (Pacific pocket mouse)
Lineage: Eukaryota; Metazoa; Chordata; Mammalia; Rodentia; Heteromyidae
Gene: Eva1b
Product: eva-1 homolog B
Exons: 3
Coding region: 369-872 (167 amino acids)
Source: RefSeq, a predicted model, not a curated record
UGGACAGAAAGAGGACCAACCCCAGCUGCACACACGGAUCACACAAUGCACGCACAAGGGCUAAGCCCAGGUGGAAAUGCACGUGUGAGCCUGGGCGGGGCUAGCCGGGGCGCCUGUCACUCAACUGGUAGCAGAGCCCGGGCAACCCCGGCGCUCGUGGAGGCCCUGCCUCAGGGUCUGCAAGCCUGCACCCGCCCGGCUCACCGCGGAGUCCAUCCAUCAUUAGCCCUGCCUGACCCGAGCAGAGCUGGCCAGCUGGACACGCUGAGGCCUGGGGCCCAGGAGGAGGGACAGAAAGGCUCCCUUCCCUCCCAAGUGGUUGAGGAUCUGGGGGCUGGCGGGGCGCUGCCCCCCACCCCCCGCGCGGCAUGGAUGCCCCGCGCCGGGACAUGGAGCUGCUCAGCAACAGCCUGGCGGCCUACGCGCACAUCCGUGCCAAUCCCGAGAGCUUCGGCCUGUACUUCGUGCUGGGCGUCUGCUUCGGCCUGCUGCUCACUCUGUGCCUGCUGGUCAUCGGCAUCUCCUGCGCGCCCCGCCCGCGCCCUCGGGGCCCGGCUCUGCGCAGGGACCCUCGCAGCAGCACCCUGGAACCCGACGACGACGAGGACGACGACGACGACGAGGAAGACACGGUGACCCGGCUCGGCCCUGACGACACCCUGCCGGGCCCCGAGCUGGCUGAGACCGAGGGCCCGCUCAGCGUCAACGUGUUCACGUCCGCCGAGGAGCUGGAGCGCGCGCAGAGGCUGGAGGAGCGGGAGCGGAUCCUGCGGGAGAUCUGGCGCACCGGGCAGCCGGAUCUGCUGGGCACUGGCACGUUGGGACCCAGCCCCACGGGCACGGGCACACUGGGCCGCAUGCACUAUUACUGACUCCUGGUUCCGCGGCCAAGGGGCUCCGAGUACUGGACACGCAACAGAGCCCAGAGCUGGCCCCAGGACCUUUGGACUUGCCUCGGUUCCCAAAUUCCCUUGGUGCUAUUGGAUAUAGACUGCCACCUUCUGCGAGGCACCCAUCCCGGGUGGGAGUGGGUGGAGGAGGCAAGGUCCCCACCUUCUCUUCCCCGGGAACGAUGAUGUGACCAAUGAAAGCAGGGUUCUCAAUGA